This is a messenger RNA of Prinia subflava (tawny-flanked prinia), 3306 nucleotides long. RefSeq names its product alpha-1,6-mannosylglycoprotein 6-beta-N-acetylglucosaminyltransferase B (gene MGAT5B). Lineage: Eukaryota; Metazoa; Chordata; Aves; Passeriformes; Cisticolidae. Gene Ontology annotation, molecular function: alpha-1,6-mannosylglycoprotein 6-beta-N-acetylglucosaminyltransferase activity. The transcript is spliced from 17 exons. Gene Ontology annotation, biological process: protein N-linked glycosylation. The record is from RefSeq and is a predicted model, not a curated record. Gene Ontology annotation, cellular component: Golgi apparatus. Bases 182 to 2566 code for a protein of 794 amino acids.
CAUGGGCUCGGCCGGCAGCGGGCAGGGGCAAGGGUAGGGCGGGGGGUGUCCCCGCGUCCCCCCGGUGCCCCCGCCAUGCGCCCCCGCGCAGCCCCGCGCCCCGCCCGCUGAGCCCCGCUCGCUGCCGCCCUCGCUGCCUCCGGGGGGGUGCGGGGCCGGCCCCUGCCCGCAACUUCGAACGAUGAUCACUGUCAACGCGGAUGGCAAGAUAAUGGUCAGAAGAUGCCUCGUCACCCUGAGACCCUUUAGGAUUUUCGUGCUGGGCAUUGGAUUUUUCACCCUGUGCUUCCUGAUGACGUCCCUGGGAGGGCAGUUCUCCGCCAAGCGCCUGGGGGACUCCCCGUUCACCAUCCGCACCGAAGUGAUGGGCGCGCUCGAGUCCCGAGGGGUGCUGCGCAGGAUGAGCGACAUGCUGGAGAUGCUGAUGAAGAGGAUGGACAUCCUGGCCAGGCUGGAGAACAGCACUGACUUCCACAAAGGGGAUGAAGCCCGGUUCCCUCUGGACAGGUUCCAGCCAGCAGCUGGGCUGAUGGAGAGGAUCCAGGCCAUAGCUCAGAACGUGUCGGACAUUGCAGUGAAGGUGGAUCAGAUUCUCCGGAACAGCCUCCUGAACGGGAAGGUGAUGGAAGGCAGGAGGGAUCAGUGUGAGGUGCCCAGGGACCCCAAGUACCCCGACUGUGCUGGGAAGGUGGAGUGGAUGAGGGCCCGCUGGACCUCUGACCCCUGCUACGCGUUUUUUGGCGUGGACGGCACCGAGUGCUCCUUCCUCAUCUACCUCAGCGAGGUUGAGUGGUUCUGUCCCCCCCUGCCCUGGCGGAACAGGACGGUGCCCGUGCCCUCACCGCCGCCGCCGCCGCCGCCGCAGGCAGCUUUCCGGAGGGACCUGGCUCGCCUGCUGGAGCUCAUCGGCACGGGCAAGGAGUCCCUGAGCUUCAUGAAGAAGAGGAUCCGGCACCUGGGCCAGCAGUGGCUGCGGGCGGCGCGGCGCCUGGAGCAGAGGCUGGCGGGACGGCAGCGGCACCAGAAACACAUCUUGGUCCAUAUUGGCUUCCUGACGGAGGAGUCAGGGGACGUUUUCAGCCCACGGGUGCUGAAGGGAGGCCCCCUGGGUGAGAUGGUGCAGUGGGCUGACAUCCUGGCUGCCCUCUUCAUGCUGGGACACAGCCUGAGGGUCACGGUCUCCCUGAAGGAGCUGCAGAGUCACUUAGGGGUGCCUCCAGGACGGGGGAACUGCCCCUUGACCAGUCCUCUGCCCUUCGACCUGAUUUACACCGACUACCACGGCCUCCAGCAGAUGAAGCAGCACAUGGGGCUCUCCUUCAAGAAAUACAGGUGCCGCGUGCGGGUCAUCGACACGUUCGGGACGGAGCCGGCGUACAACCACGAGGAGUACGCCACACUGCGCGGCUUCCGCACCAACUGGGGCUACUGGAACCUGCAACCCGCCCAGUUCAUGACCAUGUUCCCUCACACCCCUGACAACUCCUUCAUGGGCUUCGUGUCGGAGGAGCUCAACCAGACAGAGAGGCAGCUCAUCGAGGCCAACAAAGUGAGCAGCAUGGCCGUGGUGUACGGCAAGGAGGCCAGCAUCUGGAAGGGCAAGGAGAAGUUCCUGGCCAUCCUCAACAAGUACAUGGAGAUCCAUGGCACAGUUUAUUACGAGACGCAGAGGCCGCCCGAGGUGCCGGCGUUUGUGAAGAACCACGGGCUGCUGCCCCAGCACGAGUUCCAGCAGCUGCUGAGGAAGGCAAAGCUCUUCAUUGGCUUCGGGUUCCCCUACGAGGGCCCGGCGCCGCUGGAGGCCAUCGCCAACGGCUGCGUGUUCCUGCAGGCGCGCUUCAACCCUCCCCACAGCUCCCUCAACCACGAGUUCUUCCGCGGCAAGCCCACCUCCAGAGAGGUGUCCUCCCAACACCCCUACGCUGAGGACUUCAUUGGGAAGCCCCAUGUGUGGACUGUUGACUACAACAACUCCGAGGAGUUCGAAGCUGCCAUCAAAACCAUCAUGAGGACACAGGUGGACCCUUACCUGCCUUACGAGUACACCUGCGAGGGGAUGCUGGAGCGGAUCCACGCCUACAUUCAGCACCAGGAUUUCUGCGCCGCAUCGUCUCUUCCUCCUCCUCCCAAGACCAAGAGUCCUGCUAUGCAAAGCCCUCCCAGCCCGCUGGCCCUGUCCCCCAACUCCACCCACCUGGUGUGGUCCCCCAGCGCCGGGGAGGCCCCCCAGGCGUGGCCCCCGCUGGCCUCUCUGCAGGUGUGGGUGUCGGAGCCCCAGCACACGUGCACCGAGACGUGCCGGCGGCACGGGCUGGUCUGCGAGCCCUCCUUCUUCAGGUUCCUCAACAAGGAGGAGGUGUUUCUCCAGCUCAGCAUCGCCUGCGACAGCACCGAGUUCGAGAUGAACCACCUGUACCCCGCGGUGGCCGACAGCGUCCGCGAGUGCUACCUCCAGAAGGAGCCGCUGCUCUUCAGCUGCGCCGGCUACAACGCCAAGUACCGGCGCCUCUGCCCCUGCCGCGACUUCCGACCGGGACAGGUGGCCCUGUGCAGGGACUGCUUGUGACACAGCUGUCCCCACCGUGGCCCUGUGCAGGGACUGCUUGUGACACGGGUGUCCCCACGUGGCCCUGUAUGGGGACUGCUUGUGACACGGGUGUCCCCACCGUGGCCCUGUGCAGGGACUGCUUGUGACACGGGUGUCCCCACUGUGGCCCUGUGCAGGGACUGCUUGUGACACAGGUGUCCCCAUUGUGGCCCUGUGCAGGGACUGCUUGUGACACGCGUGUCCCCAUUGUGGCCCUGUGCAGGGACUGCUUGUGACACAGGUGUCCCCAUUGUGGCCCUGUGCAGGGACUGCUUGUGACACGCGUGUCCCCAUUGUGGCCCUGUGCAGGGACUGCUUGUGACACGGGUGUCCCCACCGCGCUGGUGACGCGGGCACUGCGUGGCUUUUCCUCGGAGCGCUGCGGCUGCCUGGCAGCUGGGACAGGCCCCUCCCGGUGGGCCAGCCAGGGCUGUCGGACUCUGGGGGUUGUUUUGUCCUCCUGCCAGCUGUGAACGGCCGUGUCCUGGACUUUGGAGUCGUUUUCUUCCCGAGGAGUGUUUGUCUGACCGCAUCCGAACCUGCCUGGACCAGGAUGGGGUGGUGGGGUGAGAGAGGUUCCCUCCUCUGGCAAUGGGACAAGCCACCAGCAGACUGCAGUUUCAGGGUUUUCCUCCUCUUCAAGCAUCUCAAGUUGGUUUAUUUAUUGAUUUUUUUUUUUUUUUUAACCCUCCCCCUGACAAGUGGUAAAUUAAAGGGAA